AUGAGAAAAAUUGUGUUAGUGCUGUUUUUUGUGAUAUGUGCUUAUGCACAGGACAGUUUUGAAAAUACUGGUGUUAAAUUAGCGCUGAAAAUAUACGAUGAUUGUUCGAAAGGCGAUGGAUUAUCACCAUGUUUAAAGAAAAAAGCUAUCACUUUUCUCGACCGACUGAGUCGUAUGGAUAAAUUUUCAUUAGUUGAUGGUGUUACUGUGCAAAAAGCUACUGACGCCCCUGUUGAAGCACCAGCCCUUACCGAGCAGCAACUGGAUGAAACUUUACCUAGAUCAUCUGACGCCAAAGAUGAUGCUCUCACCACUAUGCUGUUUGAAAAAGUUGGCAAUUUCAUUGGAUCUAGGUCAAUUGAAAUAGCUCUUCCCAAGAUUCAAACAUCAGACUUAAUUGAAGAAGGCCGCAAAGGCAGUUUUGGCGGCGGUGGUGGAAACAAAGGAGGCAAGGGAGGCAAAGGUGGCAAAGGAGGCAAGAAAGGAAUGAUGGGCAUGAUGAUGAUGGGAAUUGGUGUAAAAUUAGCAGCUAUGAUUCCCUUAGCAAUCGCUGGUCUCUUCCUAUUGGCAAAGAAGGCUCUGAUCAUUUCUAAGAUCGCACUCCUGAUCUCUGGUAUUAUCGCAGUUAAGAAAUUCCUCGCACAAAAACAGUCAGGUGGUAGCAGCGGAUGGCAAUCGGGAGGAAGCAGUGGCGGAUGGCAAUCCAGUGGUGGCCAUGGAGGCGGUGGUGGCUGGCAAGCAAGCGGCGGUGGAUGGGACAAAAGGUCUUAUGAAGCGGCGUCAGAUCUUGCAUACAGCGCUUACAACCCAAAAUAG
Messenger RNA from Diabrotica balteata, 816 nucleotides. The record is from the annotation of a GenBank genome assembly. NCBI's taxonomy places the organism in Eukaryota, Metazoa, Arthropoda, Insecta, Coleoptera, Chrysomelidae.